AUGGAGGACUACGAGGAGCAGCUGCACGGGGUCGAGGAUGACUUCCACAGCCAGUUCGCCGCCGAGCUCGAGGUGCUGGCCGAGCUGGAAGGUGGGCGUGGGGACGCCGCCCCUGGAGCCCUCCAGGGACCCGCUGCCCUCCGCGGGCGGCCCGGGCGGACGUUCGAGGAAGCCAUCGCUGGGGGGGACGCUGCCAUCCGCCGCUGUCUCGCUGCGUCUCCAGGGAACUCCAGGCGCAGUGCCAGGAAGCGGCAGGUGGAUGCGGAUGUCUGGAGAGUGGAACCUCUGCACCCCACCCCGAAGGUCAAACGGCCUAGGCUGGAGGUGGUGAAGAGGCUGAAUUUUGGCCCAGACGCGGAGGAGCUCCAGUUUCCUGACUCUCCACCUGAAGGCAUAACCCCCCCACCAAGUCCUGAGGUCCCCCCCGAGCUGUGGAAUACUGGGCCCCCAGAUGCUGGUGGUGAUCCGGGUCUCACACACGCCUCACAAGGUGCCCGCAAUCCCGUCCUGAAGCGGCCUCCUGUCUUGGAGGAUUAUAUCAAUGUGACAUCCACUAGUGGUGACCGGGCCUUUCUGGUGCUGCGUCCUGACCCCACGGCACCGGGGUGCAGGUGGAGCCCUCUCUUUGAUGUCCAGUGGCGAGGCUGGGGCCAGCUGAACCUCCUGGGUAUGUCCUUCACCUCCCUGAAGGAACAAGUUGACAGUGAGAGACGACAGCAACUGCUUGAGGAGGCCCAGAGACUCUCAGACACACUGCGCAGCUUUAGGUCUGAAGAGGAGGAGGCCCAGUCUGCAGGGGCCCCUGAAGAGGAGCUAGCUCAUGGCCGAGACAACCCCCAGCACUGCCUGUGGGUGGAUGAGUUUGCACCCCAGCACUACACAGAGCUGCUCAGUGAUGAUUUCACCAAUCGCUGCCUCCUCAAAUGGCUGAAACUCUGGGACCUGGUGGUGUUUGGCCAGGAGAAGCCCACCCGGAAGCCCAGGCCCAGUGUGGAGCCUGCCCGGAUUGGGAAGGAGGCUACUGCUCCUGGCAAGUGGAAAAGCCAUGAGCAGGUGCUGGAGGAGAUGCUGGAAGCUGAGUUAGAUCCAAAUCGGCGGCCCCGGCAAAAGGUGGCGCUGCUGUGUGGGCCCCCAGGGCUGGGCAAGACCACACUGGCACAUGUGGUUGCACGGCAUGCUGGUUACUGUGUGGUGGAGAUGAAUGCCAGUGAUGACCGCAGUCCUGAGGCCUUCCGAACACACAUUGAGGCAGCCACCCAGAUGGAGUCGGUGCUGGGCGCUGGUGGAAGGCCCAACUGCCUGGUCAUCGAUGAGAUUGAUGGGGCUCCUACGGCUGCCAUCAACGUUCUCCUGGGCAUCCUGAACCGCAGGGCUCCACAGGAGGCAGAGUCAGGGGCCCCAUCUGUACCUGCAGGUGGGGGCCGGCGGCGCCAGGCGGAAGGAGGACUCCUGACAAGGCCCGUUAUCUGCAUCUGUAAUGACCAGUUUGCACCAUCCCUGCGACAGCUGAAGCAGCAGGCCUUCCUGCUCCAUGUGCCUCCAACUCUUCCCUCCAGGCUGGUGCAGCGGCUCCAGGAGAUCUCCCUUCGGCAGGGCAUGCGGUCCGACCCGGGAGCACUGGCUGCCCUCUGUGAGAAGACUGACAAUGACAUCCGCGCCUGCAUCAACACUCUGCAGUUCUUAUAUGGGAGGGGCCGGCGGGAGCUGAGUGUGCGUGAUGUGCAGACCACCCGUGUUGGCCUCAAGGACCAGCGCAAGGGGCUCUUCUCUGUGUGGCAGGAGGUCUUCCAGCUGCCCCGGGCCCAGAGGCGACUCGUGGGCCAGGACCUGAACCUGCCAGCCCACGCACUCCUGCUCGAUGAUGGGGACAUGGGUUCCCUGACCCUGGCCUCCCAGCGCUUCUACCACAUCCUGCAUGUCACCACCUCAGCAGGCGAGCAUGAGAAGGUGGUCCAGGGCCUGUUUGACAACUUCCUGCGUCUGCGGCUUCGGGACUCCAGCCUGGGCACCGUGUGUUCAGCCCUUGACUGGCUGGCCUUCGACGACCUGGUGGAGCAGGCUGCCCACCAUGGCCAGAGCUUCCAGCUUCUGCGCUACCUGCCUUUCCUGCCUGCGGCCUUCCAUGUACUCUUUGCCUCCAGCCAUGUGCCACGUAUUACCUUCCCCAGCAGCCAGCAGGAGGCCCAGAACCGGAUGAGCCAGACCAGGAACCUGAUCCAGACGCUGGUGUCAGGCAUUGCACCGGCCACCCGCAGCCGGGCCACACCCCAGGCCCUUGUCUUGGACACCCUCUGCCUGCUCCUGGAUGUCCUGGCCCCCAGGUUGCGCCCUGUGAGCACACAGCUGUACAGUGCCCGCGAGAAGCAGCAACUGUCCAGUCUUGUGGGUACCAUGUUGGCUUACAGCCUCACCUAUCGCCAAGAGCGCACACCAGAUGGGCAGUACCUCUACAGGCUGGAGCCGAAUGUGGAGGAGGUCUGCCGCUUCCCUGAGCUGCCUGCUCGCAAGCCCCUCACCUACCAGGCCAAGCAGCUCAUUGCUCGGGAGAUCGAGGUGGAGAAGAUGCGCCGGGCAGAGGCUGUGGCCCGGGCUGGAGUUGGCCCCCAGGUGGACCAGGGCCCUCCGGGGUCUGGAAAUCUGCCGGAGGGUGGUGGGGAUAAAGGGGUGAGACGGCCUGCCCCACGCAACCACGAGCAGCGGCUGGAACACAUCAUGAAGAAAGCAGCUCUGGAGGAGGAGCCUGAGAAGGACUUCUUUGGGCGUGUGGUCGUCAGGAGAGCGGUAGCCCCAAGCACAGAGGCCAAGGCCCUGGAAAAGGAUGCUGCUGAGUGGCGCAUGGGCACAGCGGUGGGCAGGAGUGAGGUGUGGUUCCGCUUCAACGAGGGCGUCUCGAAUGCUGUGCGGCGCAGCCUGUACGUCAGGGACCUGCUGUAGCCCCGCUGCCCCCAGAAUGUGGGUCACUGUCCCAUAGGGAGUGUACAAAGGCACAGAC
Messenger RNA from Castor canadensis (American beaver), 2992 nucleotides. The record is from RefSeq and is a predicted model, not a curated record. NCBI's taxonomy places the organism in Eukaryota, Metazoa, Chordata, Mammalia, Rodentia, Castoridae.